AUGAACGCCUUUGGAGGUGCUUAAAAAGUUCAGGUCAGAUAAUUUGCAAAUUCAGGAUAAAAUAGUCCAAGACCGAAUUAACCUAAAUAAUUUUAGUAGUAGCAGCAGUAACCAACGCCAUUUCAAUAAUAAAAUCAAUUCCCUUAGUAAUAAUAGCAAUAAACAGAGCAGAAUUUUAAAGGAGGAUAUCAAGGAAAACCAAAUAAUUUUAGACAAAGAGGAGGCAGAGGAGGUUAUGAUAGUGGUGGAAGUGGAGGCUAUGAUGGAAAUGAAAGAGGCCGAGGAAGAGGUAGAGAUUUCCAAGGGAAUUAACAAAAUAAUUUUGGAAGCUUCUAAAAUAAAGGAAGUUAUAUUAGUAGAGCUAACUAGCAAGAGUAAGAUGAGAUGAUCGAUGAUUCAACGAAUCAAAUCCAGCCCCAAGCAUUUUAACAAAUUAAUUCGUCAGGCUUUGGGAACACAAAUAAUUUUAAUCAACCAUAAUAACAGAAUAAAAGCUAGUUCUAUGGGCAGCAAAAAGGUGUAUAGAACUAAAGUUACGGCUAGUAAAAUCAGUUUAGUAACUACAAAGGUUAAAACUAGCAAUUCAAAGGAAAUCAAGGAGGAUAGAAUCUAGAUAUGGGUAUGAGAAUGGAUUAAGAUGACAGCAACUAGAAAUAAGUGAUUGGAGGAUACUUUGGUGCUCAAAAAUAAGUAACAUAAUCAUUAAGCACGAAUCAAACCAUAAAUAGUGGUGGAGGAUUUAGUGGUUAAACAGGCUUCCCUAUGUAAAACAAUACUUAUGAUCAGAAGUCCUCAACAUAAUCAUUCGGCUAGAAUUAAUCUAUGACAUCAACAAUGCAAUCUACAUAGCCAGGCUAAAAAUAAGAACCUUUUAUCAAUACUGAUCCUAAUAAAGUCCUGUACUUCACUGAAUAAUAGUUAUCUCAAUUCUCAAAUACUCAAUGCAGGAAAGCAAUAAUGAAGGAAAAUGCUAAAGGCCCUAUGGAUGAAUUCGGAUUUUUUUCUUUAGCUUUCAAUUACUAUUAUAACCCACAACUUCCCAAUCAAGAUCCCAAUUUGGAUUAUCUCCCAUCACCCUAAGAUGUUUGA
Messenger RNA from Stylonychia lemnae, 1089 nucleotides. The record is from the annotation of a GenBank genome assembly. NCBI's taxonomy places the organism in Eukaryota, Ciliophora, Spirotrichea, Sporadotrichida, Oxytrichidae.